Messenger RNA from Fundulus heteroclitus (mummichog), 3464 nucleotides. Its product is annotated as toll-like receptor 2 type-2. Gene Ontology annotation, cellular component: membrane. Lineage: Eukaryota; Metazoa; Chordata; Actinopteri; Cyprinodontiformes; Fundulidae. The record is from RefSeq and is a predicted model, not a curated record. The transcript has 13 exons. Gene Ontology annotation, molecular function: protein binding; triacyl lipopeptide binding; transmembrane signaling receptor activity. The coding region runs from base 104 to 2578 and encodes 824 amino acids. Gene Ontology annotation, biological process: toll-like receptor signaling pathway; immune response; inflammatory response.
CAUAGUUCCUCUGUAAGACAAAAUAAGAAUUUUAUUCUUUCUCAGGUUUUUGGAUGUCCUUUACAUCUCUGCUCAGCAGAUACUAAGAGUGAGGAUCUUGGUGAUGGACUCAAGUACAGACAGGAAGGCAGAGACAGUGUGUAUGAGACAUCUAACGAUACUGAUGCUAAUCCUCUUCUUCUCGCCGAUCUGGGGUGAGACGGUAAACAGCGAUAAUGGGAGGCCAUCCUGCAGUCGCUGUGACCUGCAUCUCUGCUGCAACUGCUCCUACAAUGGAUUCACCAGCAUUCCUGUGGUGACAGACCAAGCUCUGAUCCUCAAUCUCUCCUUCAACAACAUCAGCAUGGUGACCCAAGAUGACCUGACAGGACACGUCCGACUGAGGGUUCUGGAUCUCCACGGUAACAGAUUAGCUGCGAUCCAUCCAAUAGCGUUCGACUCUCUUUGGAGCCUAGAGGAGCUGGACCUCUCUGACAACCUUCUGACGGUUCUCAACCACCGAUGGUUCAGCAAGCUGGAGAUUUUGCUGCAGCUCAAUCUGCUUAACAACCCGUACAGCACGCUCGGUUCUCCACCAUUGUUUCUCGGACUCGUCAGACUGAGAAGGCUGAUGUUUGGAGGUCCAGAUCUUAAGGAGCUGAGGAAAGAAGAUCUUUCAGGAGUAACCAACCUCGAUGAGCUUACAGUGCACGGCAGCAACCUGGCCAGGUAUGACUCUGGUACCUUUGGGAACAUUUGGCCUCUGGGAAGUGUCACCCUAAGCCUCCGUGGUCCAUUUUCAACACAACCCAUGAUGGCUGCAGCUCUGCUUGAUGACGUGUGUAACCCUGAAACUCAGAUAACUCUGCUGGACAUUCAUUGGAAAUAUUCUUUCCCCAUUCAGCCUUUCAAAGAGUCAAUCAGGAGGAUCAGAAAUCUGUCUCUCCAUAACCUUUUGAUGUCUGAUGAAGCAACUGUCUCCCUAAUGGCACUGAUAGAUGGAGUCCCGCUGAGAUCCCUCUCCAUAGUGGGUUUAACUCUGACAGGCGAGGGCAGGUGGAUACAUGCUAAUUGGACAGAUCUAAGAAGCAUGGACGAGUUCUUCGUCAGUGAUGUCACAAUUUUGGAUGUUUUGAAGUUUGCCAUGACAGUACAGAUAAAGUUUCUUCUUCAACACCAGAAGAAGUUAUCCAUCAUAAACUCAAAGAUGUUCUUGUUAUCCUGUUACCUUACCAAACUGAUGGUGAACACACAAUACUUGGAUGUGUCCAACAACCUCCUGACGGACCUGACUCUGUCUUACAUGGUGUGUGACGACGUAGAAACACUCCAGAAGCUCCGAGUUUUAAACAUAAGUGGAAACCCUCUAAAGUCUUUGUCCGCAUUGAGCCAUCUGGCCACAAAGCUCACAAGACUAACCCACCUGGAGGUUAGCAGAACCGGCUACAGCUCCAUGCCCCCUAGCUGCUCCUGGCCGUCCACUCUGAGGUACCUCAACAUCUCCAGGGCUAAGCUAACCACCACCACCCCAUGUCUACCAAAAUCUCUGCAGGUGUUGGAUCUCAGCUAUAAUGAGCUCAAAGAAUUUGUGUUGGUGCUGCCAUUUCUGAGAGAACUCCACCUCUCUGGGAACAAGUUCCUGAGGUUACCACCAGGGGGGAGCUACCCCAAUCUGCAAACACUUACAAUACAGUCAAACACCUUGAACAUAUUUGGCCUCUCAGACCUUCAGUCAUACAGACGACUCGAGAACCUGGAGGCGGGUUAUAACAAGUUUGUCUGCUCCUGUGAAUUCGUCACCUUCCUACGAUCACAACUUGUGGGAAGUGGAGAUAUCAAAAUAAAAGACGGGAAGCAUAGCUAUGUUUGUGACUCCCCUCUCUACCUGCAGGGGAUGGCAGUGGGUCAAGUUAACCUUUCUAUUAUCCAGUGCCAGCCAGUGUUGUUCGUAUCUGUCAGCUGUGGGGUGGCCCUUUUUCUUGGGAUGCUGCUUUCUGUCCUUCUCUGGCGAUGCCACGCCUUCUGGUAUCUGAAGAUGACUUGGGCGUGGCUCAAGGCCAAGAGAGAAUCCCAACAACGCCGGCGACAAAAAAACAUGGAGGGAUCAGAACCAUUGUUGUCCUAUGAUGCAUUUGUUUCCUACAGUGAAAGAGAUGCUAGCUGGGUGGAAAACUUUCUGGUACCUGAGAUGGAGGAGCAAAGUGAUACAGACUCAGUGAAUCCAACAUCCCCAUUGACUCUCUGUCUCCACAAGCGGGACUUUCUUCCUGGACACUGGAUCAUGGACAACAUAAUGACCGCCAUUGAGCGCAGCCGUCGUGCUGUCUUUGUCCUCUCCGAGAACUUUGUCCAGUCUGACUGGUGCCGCUAUGAGCUGGACUUCUCCCACUUCUGGCUGUUUGAAGCCGGUGGAGAUGCUGCCAUCUUGAUCCUGCUGGAGCCCCUGUCCAAGGACGCCAUCCCCAAACGUUUCUGCAAACUCCGCAAACUCAUGAGCUCCACAACCUACCUGGAGUGGCCUCAGGAGGAGGACAGGAGGCCAGAGUUCUGGAGGAGUCUGCGCAAUGCUCUGAAAAGAGACGAUGAGCUGGAGAACUGACAGAUAAAUAACUGCAAAGAGAAGAGGAAGAACUUUUAUCUACCAUAAGAGAUAGUAGAUCUGAGUAAGACCAAGCCUGGUGGCAACUUGUGGGUUGGCACUGAUUUUAUAUCAUAACCACGUAUAAUAAAAUCAAUGCAGGUCAUAUUUGACCUCUAAUCCAGCAUAUAUUGUCACUUUUUGAAGUUAUUUUCAUUCAAUCAGUAGAUUUUUAUAAACGGAAACACUGCAAAGUUCUUAUCAAACUGAAAAUUACUGAGAUAAACUGUCUUAUUGCAUGCAGUUAUCUCCACCUGGGACAGCAGUUGAACCAUCCUAAAUAAGCUAAUAGAAAAUUGGUAUAUAUGUCACUGCAGACCACUUACCAGCAGCUCACACUGACGUUAUGGGUUGCAGUCCUGAGCUAGUUGCAGUUCGCUACAAACACCCACUUCCACUGCUCCUAGGGAAACACCGUCUGGCUUCGGAAAUUGUACUGGCAGGAACAGAAGUUGAUGUGGUCCUUUCUGUUGCUAUCCCUCAUAAAUGGUUAAAAAACAGCAAUGUUUUUUUAUAUUUUUAGGGCAAAACUCUGUGCACUUAAAAAUCCUAUUUCAUCUUCCAAAAGCCCCUGUUUCCUCAUGUUUCAGUGUUGCUGUUGUGUUUACACUGGUUAAACUAGCUAGUUGGUGCCAUGAUUUUAUUUUGAAACUCACCAGAACUUUAUCCUGUCCAGGGCUCGACGUUUCCUGUUUUGCUCAUGAAAUUCAGAAGCUUGAUCUAGGGACCGCUGUGUUGUACGGUUAAUCUUCCUUCUUGAGGACUUUUUUACUGUUUCUGCUUCCCCUCACAAAUACGACUGUCUUUGUGUUGGUGACAUAUAAUCCAAAUAAAACAUUCAAGCUUG